AUGAGCCGAGCACAGAAGCUCAUUAUCAUUAUCGGAAAUCUCCAAAUCUGGGAUGAGGGUGUCGCUAGGUGGAUUUCCAAGACCGGCACAGCUUCUUUCCUCUCCAAUAUCCUGUUCGACUGUGUGAAAAAGGGCCAUGUCCUCACCUGGAGAGGUAAACCAACUGUCGAAAAACCGGGGGCAGAUGUUGCCAUUAUUUUAAGGAGAUGGAUGAAGAUGCUGAAGGAACUGAACCUUCCCUACCGUCUCAAGAUGUGGAAUAUUGAUGGUGAACAUUAUUCACGUGUCAAAGAUGAGAUCCAUACCAAAGACGGUCCCCUCUGA
Molecule: messenger RNA, 324 nt
Organism: Penicillium angulare
Lineage: Eukaryota; Fungi; Ascomycota; Eurotiomycetes; Eurotiales; Aspergillaceae
Exons: 2
Coding region: 1-324 (107 amino acids)
Source: RefSeq, a predicted model, not a curated record